This is a messenger RNA of Talaromyces rugulosus, 1911 nucleotides long. RefSeq lists its product as uncharacterized. The transcript has 6 exons. The coding region runs from base 1 to 1911 and encodes 636 amino acids. Gene Ontology annotation, molecular function: hydrolase activity, acting on ester bonds. The record is from RefSeq and is a predicted model, not a curated record. Lineage: Eukaryota; Fungi; Ascomycota; Eurotiomycetes; Eurotiales; Trichocomaceae.
AUGGCAUUCACCCUGGGCGUCGCUCUGGCUUUGGCAUUCGGAGCCAGUCCAGUCAGCGCCGGGCUGGAAGAGAUUGACCAUGUCGUGCUCUUCAUGCAAGAAAACAGAGCUUUCAACCAUUAUUUCGGAACUAUGGCCGGCGUGAGGGGAUUCAAUGAUCCUAAUGUUCAAGUCAAUGCGGAUGGACGGUCCGUAUGGUAUCAGGAGGUUAACCAAGACCUGACCAACACAACAGAUUAUCUACUCCCAUGGUAUCUGAAUUACCUAGGCGGAAACUGGUCGGAUGCGACACAAUGCAUGGUAGCCGGCGACAACGGUUACGAGUCGAACCAGGCCUCUCUCAACGGCGAUCUGAACAACCACUGGGCGACGAAUAACACGCCGUGGAGCUGGGGUUACUUUAAAAGAGACGAUCUCCCGGUCCAUUUUGCCAUGGCCGAGGGUUAUACCCUCAACGACAUGUAUCAGGAAGGUCAAAUCACUGCGACAAAUGCAAACCGCGCGACGUGGGUUAGUGGUACCAUCAAUGCCCCUGGCAGUCCGACCAACCCAAAUGGGACAGUUGGAGCCUACAUCGAUAACAACGAGACCCCUGGCUGUGAAACGGGCCUAGGUGGCGAUUACUCCUGCUAUCCGCUGACCUGGGAAACGAUCUUUGAGGUGUACGAACGCAUUGGGGUAAGUUGGCAGGUGUGGCAAGACACAGACAACUUCGAUGACAACCCAAACGCCUGGUUCAAACAAUACCAAGAUGCAGGCCCUGGUUCUGCGUUGUAUGAGCACGGCAAUUCGUUUCUGUACACACUAGACGACUUCACUGCCGCCGCCGCCAACGGAUCGCUCCCCAUGGUCAGCGUUAUCGUUGGACAAAAUGAGCUGGCAGAACAUCCUCCAUGGAUGCCAAAGGACGGGGCCUGGCUACAGCAACAGAUCUUCAACGCAGUUACUAGCAGUCCAAAGUACAAUUCCACUGCGUUGAUUGUUUCGUAUGACGAAACUGGCGGUUUCGGCGAUGCUGUGACUCCUUUCCACUCCCCGGCCGGCACAACUGGCGAGUGGAUGGAAGAUCCUUUGGGUACCUUUGGCCAAGUAUACACAGGCCCCGGAUUUCGCGUCCCAGCCUGGAUCGUAUCGCCAUGGACCCGUGGUGGACGAGUUUUCAGUGAGCGGUGCGACCAUAACUCUCAGAUUCUGUUUAUAGAAAAGUGGCUCGAGGCCAAAGGAUACCGCGACUAUGAGCUGGCGGGCAUGGGUCCUUGGCGUCGCCAGCAUAUGUGCGACUAUGUCAACGCUUUUGAUUUUUCUAGCCCCAACUACAGCAUCCCCGAGGUCCCCGUUGCCGAUAAACCUCACCAAGACGCAAGCGGUAAUUUCGAUGGAACAUCUCUCUGUCUCGCGACCUACACCGAACAACGGCCAGCGGUUCCAUAUGGAGAGCAGACGCUAGAAGACGCACUCUUCUUUGAGGACGGGUUCAAGGAGGUCAUUGGUUAUUUGACCGAGGGCAGAUACCUGACCUUUGAGAUGAAUGAUUUCGCUCUCACCAACCCAUCUGCGAAUGCGAACAGCAGCGGAUUCGUCUCGAUCAGCCCCGCGACUUCGGAUCACAAGAGCAAAAACCAGCGCUGGGUCAUUCACUACUCUCAGGGCAGCGAAAGCGGGGUCUUCCGCAUCUCGAGCGGGCUGGACGGCCGCUGGAUCACCCUGGGAGGAAUCCUCGUGCCAGCUGAAAAGGAGAGCCUGGCAGCCGACUUCAAGAUUUCCUAUCUCGGAAACGGCAAGGGAUACACUGUGCAGUAUGCGCUCCCGAAAAAAAAGAGCUAUCUAAGCAUUGGGACGGACGGGGAUCUAAAGAACGGCACCAGCAGCGCCAGCGGGUUCAAGGUCUAUAGUGUCUCGUAUCACAAUUAG